AUGGGCAGAAGAAUAGAGAACGGAGUACCUGGUAGCAGGCAGAAGGCAGCAGGCAGGCGGAUAAACCACACAAUCGUCCUGCUACUGCUGGCAGCUUACCUUCCCAGCUUAUCCUGGGCAGCACCUGCCCUCCACUUCAGAGAUCCGGAGCCAGAUGAACUGGAGGCCUAUCCGACCUCGCCCAGCCAAGUGUUGCCCAUACAACCUGUGCUGAUUUAUCCCAAACCACGUGAGAAUCUCUACCAGGCGCGAACGCUGGCAGGACGAAAUGACGAGCAGGAUAUUAUCUUUGUAAAACUGCUGGAGGACAAGUCCAGUGGCUAUCGGCCCAAGCAGCAGCGCCUUGUGAUGGAGGAGACGAAACCCUCGCAGAGAAAGAACUUGGGUCUGAAGGACAUAUUCUAUGUGAAGGCCCUCACCAACGGACGUUUCAGCCACGAACGCCUGAAGGUUUACCGAGUGCCCGAGUUCUACGCCAUCAGUGUUUUCAGCAACGCAGACAAAUGAGCUGAGACACCGGGUGUUAACGAUAAAAAGGAGUAAUAUAAGUUAUUUUUAAGACGCUAUAAAUAAAUACCUCAGGAGU
Drosophila takahashii is the source of this 586-nucleotide messenger RNA. Lineage: Eukaryota; Metazoa; Arthropoda; Insecta; Diptera; Drosophilidae. The record is from RefSeq and is a predicted model, not a curated record.